This is a messenger RNA of Nothoprocta perdicaria, 772 nucleotides long. It is a transcript of the gene RPAIN, whose product is annotated as RPA interacting protein. Gene Ontology annotation, biological process: protein import into nucleus. The record is from RefSeq and is a predicted model, not a curated record. Gene Ontology annotation, cellular component: PML body; nucleus. Bases 1 to 615 code for a protein of 204 amino acids. NCBI's taxonomy places the organism in Eukaryota, Metazoa, Chordata, Aves, Tinamiformes, Tinamidae. The transcript has 7 exons.
AUGGAGGCGCCGCCGCUGCGGCGGCACCGCGCCCGGUACAAGGGGCCGGCGACGCCGCCCUGGAAGGAGACCUACCGGCGGCGCUGCGUGGAGAGGCUGCGCCGCAGCCGCGCCAAGCUGCUCGAGCGGUACCGGCAGGCGGGCCGGGCCGGCGCCGCGCUGCUCGUGCCCGAGGUGAUGGAGCUGGAGUGGCAGCCGCUGGCGCAGAUGGUAGAGGAUCCCGAUGAACUAGCAGUACUGGAAGAAAUCCAGCACGAACUGGUCUUGCAAGAACAGUCAGUCAUAGAAGAGUAUGAGCGAAGUCUUCAGUUUGAUGAAGAAUGUCUCAAUGCCAUGCUUGAUGGCUUGGAGGCCAGUGACAAGAUCAUCUGUCCUGUGUGUAGAAAGAAUAACCUGACUGUGAGGAAUCACCUGGUGUUGUGCCAGUGUGGAUUAUAUAUCACUACUCAGGAUAUGACAGAAGAGAAGCUCCGGUCCCUUCUAGAAAACACUAUAACAGAGCACAGUUACAGGUGCUUUCACAAUCCAGAGUUUACUGUUACCAGUGGAAUGGAAGAAGAAACCAGUCUUCUCAUGAGCUGUUCGGUCUGUGACUCCUGGACGAUUCUCCUGUAACAUGAUUUGGCUGCUGUUUUUAUCACUGGAAGAACUUCUUGAGCUAGAGCUGCUAUUAUGUAUACUAUUGUAAUUGCUGUGUCAAAAGCAUAUUUGACAAGGCAGUAGUAUUGCCUUAAUUGCACUUUUAAUGACGCAGUAUUUUGAAAUAAAUACA